AUGGGAAACGUUCCGGGAAAAGAACAGCAGGUGCGCAACGCACGGUCCGUUUCUGAGGACUACCACCGCGAAGGCCAGGUCAGAUCCAAGAGGCCCUCUGCGCCUCGAGAAAAAAAGCGGGAGCCAAGAGUCUUUGUAGACCCCAAUGAACAAGUGGAUGGUGGCUAUCUGGUGCCUCAGGGAGUCUACACCGGACCACAGGAUUUCGACAUUCUUGUUGUCAAGAGCCUGAUGACUAGUCGCAAGCUUGCACCGUUUUUCAAGGGUCUACAGGACUAUGAGGAGGAAUGGACUGAUCAUCAACUUAUGGCUGCCAUUAGGGGCUUUCCUAUCCCCAGUGCAGCAUCAGAAUCGCCUACAACCGAAUCUACAGACACAAAAGACGCUUCAGCUUCCACCUCAACCCCUCACGCAAUUUCCACACCUUCACAUCUGUCGCCACCUACAGCUCCUCCUCAGGUGGCCAUCUCGCCUCCCCGACACACUUUGUCAUCGAACAACCCGUUCAGAGACCCGUUGGAGCAUAUGUCGCAUCUGAGAAUCGAUCUGGACAACACCACGUUUUCCCAGAGCGCCCCAACACCGUCGUGGAUGCGUUCCGGAGAACCCGAUCAGGAGGACGGGGACGAACUCAUAAACCCAGGCAUUCUACAGUCCCCACCAAGCAGGGAGGCUCCCAAGCCACCACCCUCACGACAACGGGCCAAAACGCUCACCAACAAAGAGCCCCCGCUUAUGGUCAAAAUCUACAGAGACCCCAUCGAGUGUCCCAUUUGUUUUCUGUACUACCCAAACUCGCUCAACAUGACCCGAUGCUGUGCCCAGCCCAUUUGCUCCGAGUGUUUUGUGCAAAUGAAGCGAGCUGAACCUCAUCCUCGACAUGACGAGCCUGAACCUGACACGUUGCUGGGACAGCUGGAUCUCAUCUCCGAGCCCACAGCCUGUCCCUACUGUGCUAUGUCCGACUUUGGAGUAGUGUAUUCGCCUCGACACGGCCCCGGAGCCAAGGCUGCAGGAGCCAACAGUGCUGAUGCCGCUGCAGCCAAAGGGAACGGUGACGAGUCUGCUAUUGAUGAUUCGGGAGACUCAUCAGACGGCAUUGACACCACCAACAUGGACGAUGUGGCUGACAAGCUAAUGCACAUGUCCGGUGCAAAGCGUCGAUCGUCCAUCAGUGUCACCAACCCCAACGUCGUGACCGUUGAUCGUGUGCGACCCGACUGGUCAAAGACGCUGGCUGCUGCUCGAGCUAGAGCUGCACGAAAGGCUGCUACUGCCAACGCUCUUCAUGCCACGGCUUUUGUGGAAGGAGGCAAUGGGGAGGUGGCUGGAUCAUCUAGAUCAUCGCGACGAACCCGCCAAAACCACGAACAACGGCAGGCUGCCCGUGCUCAGGAGUUGGAGCAGAUCAUGCUCUCAGAGGCUAUGCGUCUAAGUAUGCUGGAGAGCCAAGAGGCGGAAGAGAAGCGCUCCAGGGAGCAGGAGAGCAAGUAG
Messenger RNA from Yarrowia lipolytica CLIB122, 1494 nucleotides. RefSeq lists its product as uncharacterized. The record is from RefSeq and is a predicted model, not a curated record. Gene Ontology annotation, cellular component: cytoplasm. NCBI's taxonomy places the organism in Eukaryota, Fungi, Ascomycota, Dipodascomycetes, Dipodascales.